UUCAGAUUUUUGGGGGGUGAGGGGCUGGCCUUUUUUGUUCUGUUGGAGAAUUCUGCUUGAACGGUGAGCAGGAGCACAACAGACUGACAAGAAAUCACCUCGCCGCGGCUAUCGGCCAGAUAACGGUGCUGGGAGGGACUGCACUGCCCCGCGGAGGAAGAGUGGUCCGAAAUUAGACGGUCUCGCCCUCCAGCUCUCCCGUUACUACCUCCAGGGUCAACGGGCAGGCAAGCGACUGCCAGCUAUCACCGUUAGCCUCAACUCCUCUGCGGGUCUGGGGGUUCUGGUGGUUGCAGGGGGCGGGGGUACACCGACAGGGGAGAAGACUACACGCCGAGAGGAGGGGGCUGGAAGUCUGAGACGCUUCCAGCCUGAAGGGGCCGGCGGUUUGGCCACAACACCCCGGACCAACUAGCUUGUACCCGCGCGGCUAAGUGAAUGGGAUGGAGCCGGGACCGUCUGGCGCUGUGCCCAUGGGGGCCUUCCCCCCACCCCUGCAGCAGGUGUUCCAUGCCCCCCGCCGGCCAGGCAUGGGUACCGUGGGCAAGCCCAUCAAGCUGCUGGCCAACUACUUCGAGGUGGAGAUCCCAAAGAUGGACGUCUUUCACUACGAGGUUGACAUUAAGCCCGACAAGUGCCCACGGAGAGUCAACAGGGAGGUGGUGGAAUACAUGGUGCAACACUUCAAGCCCCAGCUCUUUGGCGACAGGAAGCCGGUGUAUGACGGCAAAAAGAACAUCUACACGGUGCUAGCACUUCCUAUUGGGAGUGAGAAGGUGGAUUUUGAGGUAACUAUCCCAGGUGAGGGCAAAGACCGAAUCUUCAAGGUGUCCAUCCGUUGGCUGGCCAAAGUGUCAUGGCGCCUGCUGCAGGAGACUCUGGUCAGCGGUCGGCUGCAGGUCCCCCUCGACUCGGUUCAAGCCCUGGACGUGGCCAUGCGCCACCUGGCCUCUAUGAGGUACACUCCAGUGGGCCGUUCAUUCUUCUCCCCACCUGAAGGAUACUACCACCCACUGGGUGGGGGGAGGGAAGUCUGGUUUGGCUUCCACCAGUCUGUGCGCCCCGCCAUGUGGAAGAUGAUGCUUAACAUUGAUGUGUCCGCCACAGCCUUCUACAAAGCCCAGCCUGUAAUCGAGUUCAUGUGUGAAGUUUUGGACAUCCGCAACAUCGACGAGCAGCCUAAGACUCUCACUGACUCGCAAAGGGUCCGCUUCACCAAGGAGAUUAAAGGUGGGCUACUGACAGGCCUGAAGGUAGAGGUGACCCACUGCGGCCAAAUGAAGAGGAAGUAUCGCGUAUGCAAUGUCACCCGACGACCUGCAAGCCACCAAACGUUUCCCCUCCAGCUUGAAAGUGGGCAGACAGUCGAAUGUACCGUGGCCCAGUACUUCAAGCAGAAGUACAACCUGCAGCUAAAAUACCCACACCUGCCCUGUCUACAGGUGGGGCAGGAGCAGAAGCACACCUACCUGCCUCUGGAGGUGUGUAACAUUGUAGCAGGUCAACGAUGCAUCAAGAAACUGACAGAUAAUCAGACCUCCACUAUGAUCAAAGCCACGGCUCGCUCCGCGCCCGACAGACAAGAGGAGAUCAGCAGGCUGAUGAAGAAUGCUAACUUCAACCUGGACCCGUACAUCCAGGAGUUUGGGAUCAAAGUGAAAGAUGAGAUGGCUGAGGUGACGGGCAGAGUGCUUCCAGCCCCUAUCCUGCAGUAUGGAGGACGGAACCGUGCUAUAGCAACCCCCAACCAGGGAGUGUGGGACAUGAGGGGGAAGCAGUUUUAUAACGGCAUCGAGAUCAAAGUUUGGGCGAUUGCUUGCUUUGCCCCCCAGAAACAGUGCAGAGAGGAGGUGCUAAAGAACUUCACAGACCAGCUGCGUAAGAUCUCCAAGGACGCUGGGAUGCCGAUUCAGGGGCAGCCAUGUUUCUGUAAAUACGCCCAGGGAGCGGACAGCGUGGAGCCCAUGUUCAGACACCUGAAGAACACCUACUCUGGACUGCAGCUCAUCAUCGUCAUUCUGCCGGGGAAGACUCCUGUCUACGCUGAGGUAAAGCGUGUGGGCGACACCCUCUUGGGCAUGGCCACGCAGUGUGUCCAGGUGAAGAACGUGGUGAAGACGUCACCUCAGACCCUCUCCAACCUCUGCCUCAAGAUCAACGUGAAGCUGGGAGGCAUCAACAACAUCCUGGUGCCUCACCAACGGUCUGCAGUGUUUCAGCAGCCGGUUAUCUUCCUGGGAGCAGACGUCACGCAUCCCCCUGCUGGUGAUGGCAAGAAGCCCUCCAUUACUGCUGUGGUAGGCAGUAUGGAUGCUCAUCCCAGCAGAUACUGUGCCACAGUGCGAGUCCAGAGGCCCAGACAGGAGAUCAUUGAAGAUUUGUCUUACAUGGUGCGUGAACUGUUGAUUCAGUUCUACAAGUCGACCCGGUUCAAGCCCACCAGGAUCAUUUUCUACAGGGAUGGAGUUCCUGAGGGACAGUUGCCACAGAUUCUCCACUACGAGCUCCUGGCCAUCAGAGAUGCGUGCAUCAAGUUGGAGAAAGACUAUCAGCCAGGCAUCACCUACAUCGUGGUGCAGAAACGCCACCACACACGCCUCUUCUGUGCUGACAAGUCUGAAAGGAUUGGGAAGAGUGGGAAUAUUCCUGCAGGGACAACAGUGGACACCAGCAUCACUCAUCCCUUUGAGUUUGACUUCUACCUGUGCAGCCAUGCAGGCAUACAGGGAACCAGCCGGCCGUCUCAUUACUACGUCUUAUGGGACGACAAUCGUUUCACGGCUGAUGAGUUGCAGAUUCUCACCUACCAGUUGUGCCACACUUACGUGCGCUGUACCCGCUCUGUCUCCAUCCCUGCACCAGCCUACUACGCUCGUCUUGUGGCCUUCCGUGCCCGCUACCAUCUGGUGGACAAAGAGCAUGACAGUGGAGAGGGCAGCCACGUGUCCGGUCAGAGUAACGGUCGGGACCCCCAGGCGCUGGCUAAAGCUGUUCAGAUUCACCAUGACACCCUGAGGACCAUGUACUUCGCCUGAGCUCCACCGACCCUCACCACCAUCGACCCCUCCCACCUCAUUUCUACCUGAGUGGGCACACCGCCCACCACCACCUCAUCCCCAUCCCUUAUUCCCAAUGACUGCCCACCACACAUACGCCACAGACCUGCCAGUCAUUCACCCAAGUCGAACAAACAUAAGGCGUUCACCUGUUAAACACAGGCAGACUCUACAGCCUCAUGCACUCAAACCGUUAUGAAUAUUAUUUUUUGUUGCGUUUUAUUUACCAGGACUAUUUUUAAACGUGGCUAUUAUUAUGUAACUGUAUUUGUACGAUACCUUCACACUCCAGUGUAUGUAAGUAUGCAAUACGGAUGGGAGGAAAAUAGGCGGGGGGGGGGAAGUCACAAAAAACUUUUUUAACUGCCACCACGAUACUGCCUCUUUACCCAUCCGAAUGCCGGACGCCAGUGUUCCAAGCCCCUUAGUUCGGGGAUCCUCCAGAUGGGUCGUACAUGUAUCAUUUUAUCGUUGUCAUGAACUACAUUCAUGUUUUUAAUGUUUUUGAAUAAUGUUAUUUUUUUAAACUGCCUUGAGGAGUCUGAGGUAUGGUACACUAGCACUUAGAGGUAGCAUGUAGGUGCUACCAGUCCUGCACAUAAGAGUUUGUUAGUACAUGAGAGGCUAGCCCUCUGGUCUUUAUAUUAGCGGAGACAGAAAGCGCAGGUGUAGCACGUCGUAGAUACAGGAGAGCAGUCCUGCCGCACGCUCUGUGCUGAUUGGUCAGUCCCUUAGAGAUUUAGCCUAUAGUGGCAAGCUUAGCAUAACAAUAGAGGGCCCAUUUGCAUAGAGUGUAUCAAAUAUACUUGCACCCCAAGCACCUAAACCAGCAUUAUUAACCAGCCAAAAGUGAUGCCAACCAAUGGAAGAGGGGCACUUAAACAGGAAGAUUAAACGUUCGUUUCUGUAUGCGUUGCUCUUUUAGGAUAUACGAGGCACUUUUUUUAUUUACUUAUUGAUUUAUUUCACUUCAAAAUAGUGGGACUUGUCUGUUCUGAGGCUUGACGCAGACUACUUUGAAGUUUUUACACCAACACCUGCAUAGCUUUCAGAACAAAUAGGUAACUAAGGCAAUAGGCAAGGUCAACACUCUGUACAUUUGAAUGCAGGCAAAUAUAAAGUCUGUGAUCACUUAAGUGCUGCAAAGCUGAACUCGCAUUCAGCAAAUUGACCUUGCUCCGAUCAUUGUGCACAUUCCAACAUGCAUCAGUGGAGAUGACGCCACACAGUGCACUCUAAUCUUCCUGCGCACUUCUUUGCGCACCUUUACACACCUAUUCCCAUUUUUACAAAGUUUUUUCCUCUGCAGGCAUUUACAACUCUUAGCCUGAAUAGCAGAUUCACACACACACACACACACACACACACACACACACACACACACACACACACACACACACACACAUAUCUGCCCUCUCCGUCUCUUUCUUAGCAUGUAGAGACCAACCUCUUCAAAUGCACUUGUUCCCUUAUUCCCCUCUAAGCCAAACUGUCACUGAUCACCACCAUCACCUUCUAUCCUUGCUGUGUAUCCUCACUUUUAACAUCACACACCUGCAGCAUCCCCUGCCCCAAUCCCCUAGCUUGUGUUAGCCAAUCCCCAUUGGUGCUCUGUGUGCAUGGGCUGCACAGAUAGGGGAUUGCUACAUUGGACAGGGCAGGCCAGUAUUACGACUACGUAAUAUGCCCUGCCCUUACAUCUAGUCACUUUCUGGAUUUAUGAAGAAAAAAAAAUGCAUGUAAUUAUUUUUUAUGAAUAUUCUGAGCCACCUUAUUUUGGUUUACUUAGAGGUAGGAGCCUUGCGCUCGUCACUGCCUGUCAGUUUUCCCUUGAUUGUGUAACGGUUAUAAAGACUGCUUUUUCCUUUGUCACUAUUAUGAUGAUGAUGUGACUAUUGUCAGAGUGUAUCCUCAAGAGGGCACUGUGGAAACGGUCUCAAAAUUCCACAUCAGUUGCCGUGUAAAGCGCCUCAAAUGUUGUCUGAUGGUCAAAGCCCCUUUGAGCUGAAAGGGAUCAAAAGAUAAGAAAUCAGAUGAGUUUGAUUUUUAAAUUAUGUUUAUUAACUUGCAUAAUCAAAAUGCUUUUGUACACCGUUUUACUGAUCCUUCAUUGUGUCCAAGGUGAUUUGUAUAUAUACAUAUAUAAUAUUAACCUGUUAUGUAUUUUGGCUCACCAGUUGCCAGGCCUUUCACAGUUGGGGCCAGUGUUUAACCCCUCAUUCUAUGCUGAAGUAAAAAAAAAAAAAGAAGAAAUAUCAGUCAUGGGGCAUUUUCCAAGAACCACUGAAACCAGAUGCAGUUUUUCACUCACUGAAGCCACAAAGCACCUUGCAAAUGGGGGAGACGAAAUGGCAGUCACCCUGGAAAUGCAUCCUGUGGACACCGGAGAGUCCACUCCUCUCACACAGCCUCACUGUCCGACUAAGCAAUAUUGAAGCCACUGAUCAAGAACAGUCCUUGUCAUAGCACUUCCCAAUAGAUUUGAAUGAAAGGACAUGGAAGCAUAUUGUUUUGGCUCUGUAUGUGAUAGUAUGGGAACUCUGUUGGGGCGGGUUAUUUUUUAAAUAAAAUAAAAUUGUUUUUUAUUA
This is a messenger RNA of Cottoperca gobio, 5644 nucleotides long. RefSeq names its product argonaute RISC component 1 (gene ago1). Gene Ontology annotation, molecular function: RNA binding; protein binding. The record is from RefSeq and is a predicted model, not a curated record. The transcript is spliced from 19 exons. The coding region runs from base 444 to 3035 and encodes 863 amino acids. NCBI's taxonomy places the organism in Eukaryota, Metazoa, Chordata, Actinopteri, Perciformes, Bovichtidae.